AUGACGACACUUUUGAGCCGGAAGAAAUGUGGUAUACUCGGGGCUACAGGGUCAGUGGGGCAGCAGUUUAUCCUUCUGCUCGCGAACCACCCUUUUUUGCACCUCCAUGCAAUAGGUGCCUCUGAACGCUCUGCAGGGAAGAGAUACAAGGACUGUGUACAAUGGAAGCAGAGUUCACCCAUACCGGGUGAACACGAGGGCCUUGUUCUUCGGGCAUGCAAAGCAGAGAAUUUCAAAGAUUGUGACCUCGUCUUUUCUGGUCUGAAUAGCGAGAUCGCGUAUGAACUUGAGAUGGAUUUCGUCAAAGCUGAGAUACCGGUGUUUUCCAACGCAAAGAGUUACCGAAUGAAUCCUCUUGUUCCCUUGGUGGUUCCUCUCGUGAACCCUGCGCACUUGGGCCUGAUAAAUUUUCAACGGGAGAAACUUGGGUUGAAAAAAGGGUUUCUUGUCUGUAACUCAAAUUGCGCUGUUGUUGGUGUUGUGGUUCCGCUAGCAGCACUACAAGCCAAAUUUGGCCCAAUUGUUCAGUGCGAAGUGUUCACUGAACAAGCCGUAUCAGGAGCAGGUUAUCCAGGAGUCUCGAGUAUGGACUUAGUGGAUAACGUCAUACCUUUUAUCAGCGGUGAGGAAGAGAAGCUGGAGGUGGAGGCACAAAAAAUACUUGGCAGUCUAAACGGUAGUGCCACUGAAAUUGAUGCGCAAACCGAUCUUCGUAUCGGAGCCACCUGUACUCGCGUCGGUGUAACUUAUGGACACAUCGCCUAUGUGUCUCUGAGAUUCAAGAACCAUCCAGGUCCGAGCGUCAGACAGGUAGAGCAAGCAAUGAUGGAGUAUCAGCCUGAGUUGCUAAAAUUCGGUGUCUCCUUUUCAGGGCCAGCAAUCAAAGUUUUCAUGGAAGAGGAUCGCCCUCAGCCAAGGUUGGACCGCAACAUAUCCAAUGGCUAUACCGUCAGCGUGGGAAGAAUUCGGGACGGUGGAAAAGAUGGCCAUUUUGAUCUCAGAUUCGCAGCUCUGUCGCAUAAUACCGUGAUAGGCGCCGCCGGAUCGUCCAUACUUAAUUCUGAGAUAGCUAUCAUUAAGGGUUUGAUCUAG
Messenger RNA from Aspergillus wentii DTO 134E9, 1092 nucleotides. RefSeq lists its product as uncharacterized. The transcript is spliced from 3 exons. Gene Ontology annotation, biological process: L-threonine biosynthetic process. NCBI's taxonomy places the organism in Eukaryota, Fungi, Ascomycota, Eurotiomycetes, Eurotiales, Aspergillaceae. Gene Ontology annotation, molecular function: NAD binding; protein dimerization activity; NADP binding. Bases 1 to 1092 code for a protein of 363 amino acids. The record is from RefSeq and is a predicted model, not a curated record.